This is a messenger RNA of Folsomia candida, 561 nucleotides long. RefSeq lists its product as uncharacterized. The transcript has 5 exons. The record is from RefSeq and is a predicted model, not a curated record. NCBI's taxonomy places the organism in Eukaryota, Metazoa, Arthropoda, Collembola, Entomobryomorpha, Isotomidae. The coding region runs from base 186 to 491 and encodes 101 amino acids.
UUUCCUAAAACCAAGAAUGUAUCUUCAGUAAGCUCAUCCUCAAAGUAUUCAGAGGCAUCUACUUCACUGCAUUCUUGUUGGUAAUACCCUUAUACUUCAUACUGAUAACCUUGAAAAUUAUCUAGCCAAGACGUCGAACUAAAUUAAAUUUAGAAUUUGCACUAUCCAAAUUCAUCAGCAUUACAAUGGGAUAUCCAGCAUCAGGAGAAAAUGAGAACUGUCCCCUAUUCCAUCUCAAGAUGCAGGCAGCCAUAUCGGAUGCACGGAAAAGCCACGGAUCAACUGUGAACUUAUUGAUUUGGGCUAUAGACUCAGCGACGACUGAUAUUCGCCGGAUUGAAGCAAAUCUAAUUAAAGAGGACCCUGCAGUAACAGCCGAAGCCACCCAAGAAAUUGUGUCGGAUCUAAACAGGAUGGUGGCUGGACUACAACGUCUGGUGAAUAAUGCCCGGCCCGGGACAUAUAUACUCCCACCACAACUGGACAACUAAUCUGGAUCACUCCUUUCAUUGAUUAUGAUCAUACAUAUGACAAAGACUUUCAUAAUUAAAAUUUUUUCUC